AUGGCAUUGAGGUAGAGUGUGAAACCAUGUUUCUACCAAAAGAAAACAAAGAAGACGUCGAUGAUUGGGACGAAAGCGACGAAGAGAUUGACCGGGACUUGAGCAACUCAAACUGGAUCGGCAAAGCGGUUGUCCAGAUUCAGAAGAUGUGCAAGCACAUCAACGACAUGCUGAAGAGGACAACCAAAGGAUAUUUCACAGCCGCCAUUUUCCUGCUGGGUUACGCAGCAUACUUUAUCAUUGCCAUGGUGCAUGAUUUUGGUGACGAGCCUUCUGUACGGCUGCUAGUGUGCACCAUACUGGGGGUUAUUAUCGCCACACGUCACCGCAUCCGGCAAGCGUGUGGGUGGUUGUUCAAGAGGUGGUACGGCGCAGAAAGGUUUUCUGACGCCCACAGAGCGACGUUACACAAGGCGAGGUUCUUCACCAGAUGGCUGAUGUACGGUGUUCUGACGGCUGUUUCUGUCUACGUGUUGAUUGACGAGGGGCGGAAGGACACCAACAACCUGCGGUCACUCCCUGGACUCUUCCUCUUCCUGCUCGUGUGUCUGCUCUUCUCCACACAUCCGUCCAAGGUGAACUGGCAUACCGUGUACUGGGGCUUUGGCCUACAGUUCCUGACAGCGCUGCUGACUCUCAAAUGGAAGACGGGCCAAGAUAUGGUUCUCUGGGUCCAGAACCGUUUUGAUGAGUUUUUUGCCAACUCUAAAGCCAGCUCUAGACUUAUGUUUGGGGAGACCUACAUGGACCAUUACUUUGUUUUUGGAGCUAUGCCCAUUGUUUUCCUGACCAAUGCCACGUUGACCAUGCUCUAUUACGUUGGUGCCAUGCAAUUCCUGAUCAAAUCCAUCGGUAGCUUUCUGUGCUUUGUCUUGAACACUUCGCCCGUGGAGAGCAUGAGCGUAGCCGCUGGCAUUUUCCUAGAAGGGAUCACUUCCAUACUGUCCCUGAGACCGUAUUUGGAUAGAGUUUCCAAGUCCGAAUUAUUUCUGAUCAUCACUUCAGUUUUUGCAUCACUUGGUGGUGCUUAUUUGGCCAUUCUUUCUACAAUAGGGGUAUCCCUGGAGUACCUGAUCCCUGCCAUGGUGGUGUCCGCCCCUGCCACGUUUGCUGUGUGUAAGCUCAUGGUACCAGAGACCAGGAACAUGGCCGAGACCUACAAGGAGCUGGCCAUAGGAGACGAGGAGAAAAAGAAAUACACCAACAUAUUUGAUGCCGCCCAAACGGGAGCGACCUCUAUGCUGGCUCUAAUUGGCAACGUCGUGACCGUGUCCUUUGCUUUUUUCUCAUACAUCGAGUGGAUCAACAACACGCUCGAGUGGUUUGGUGACAGGGUGGGGAUCACCAAAUUAAGUAUAGAGCUCAUUUCAUCGUAUCUUUUGUAUCCCGUUGCCUUGGCAAUGGGUAUCGAACCAGAAGACUGCAGAAAUGUCGCCAUGUUGCUAGGUUACAGAAUCGGUAUCAACAAUAUUAUUGCCUUUUUCAAGUUGACAGAUUUAAAAAUAAACAAAGCCAAGUACGACAACUACAUGCUAAGUACGAAUUGGACAGGAACGAUAACUCGAAACAGAGACGAAGUUAUUCUGGAUAUGUGGAACGUUACUUUAAAACACGGAUUCAUCUCUAAACGAUCAGAGGCGAUUAUAACCUACUGCCUGUGUGGGUUCUCUAGUUGUUUCACCGUGGCCGUCGUCAUUGGAAUCAUGUACACGCUCCUGCCCCAGAGGAAAGUCUGGAUAUCAAAGAUGGCGUUAUCUGCCCUCAUCGCAGGCAACAUAGCCAACUGCAUGACGGGAUGUUUUGCUAGUUUAUUCUACUAGUCCAGUU
Physella acuta is the source of this 1827-nucleotide messenger RNA. RefSeq names its product solute carrier family 28 member 3-like. NCBI's taxonomy places the organism in Eukaryota, Metazoa, Mollusca, Gastropoda, Physidae. Gene Ontology annotation, biological process: nucleoside transmembrane transport. Gene Ontology annotation, cellular component: plasma membrane. The record is from RefSeq and is a predicted model, not a curated record. Gene Ontology annotation, molecular function: nucleoside:sodium symporter activity.